Messenger RNA from Zasmidium cellare ATCC 36951, 789 nucleotides. RefSeq lists its product as uncharacterized. The transcript is spliced from 2 exons. Bases 1 to 789 code for a protein of 262 amino acids. The record is from RefSeq and is a predicted model, not a curated record. Lineage: Eukaryota; Fungi; Ascomycota; Dothideomycetes; Mycosphaerellales; Mycosphaerellaceae.
AUGGAUGACUGCUUCCAUUGCCAGGACACCGGUGCUGAGCAUCCGGAGGGCGUUGAGCCGCUCAUGAGGCAGCUCAAAUCUCAGCGUCUCAUCAAGAUCUUCAUCGGCGAUAUCACCGAGCCAUAUGUCAUGUCCGAAACGACGCUCGUGAACGCCUCCGAAUACUUCGUCAAAGCCCUCAAGCACGAAGACUCAAUGGGCACAUCUCAGCCGGGAGUUCUGAGGUUUCCAGAAGAUGAUGAUUUCAAAGAGACAUGGGAGAUACUACUUUUCUGGCUCAUGACUCAACGUCUUCCUCCUUGCUUGACCGUGCAGGAUGACGGAAAUCCCCAGCCCGAGGCCACGGAGCCUUGGAUUCGAAUGUGGGUACUCGCGGACAAGUAUCUGGUUCAUGAACUGCAAGACACGGUGAUGCUGGAGAUGCUUCGGUACUUUGAUGGGACGUUUUUGGCCAACAUGGACAGUGAUGCUGCGAUGGCCAACGAGAUGCUGCGCAUCAGUCCUGUUGACAGUCGGCUGCGGAGAUUGGUGGCAGAGGAAACCAUUCGCGGCCUUUACGAAGAGGGUCCUUCGGAGUGCUCAUUGAAAACAGAGCAUUUGAUCGCAAGUGAUGGGGUCCCCGGCUUGAGUGCGUCACUGCUCGAUGCGUAUCACGACUACAUGAAGAACAACAAGACAUACGUGCGCAACCACCGCAAAGAUCCAGAUGCCAGAUUCAGAGCGUGGGGGGAGUAUCUCGUGGGCUGCCCUCCAAUGAUUCACUGGCUGGGCGAGUUUGAAGGACAAUAG